This is a messenger RNA of Daldinia vernicosa, 548 nucleotides long. RefSeq lists its product as uncharacterized. The record is from RefSeq and is a predicted model, not a curated record. Lineage: Eukaryota; Fungi; Ascomycota; Sordariomycetes; Xylariales; Hypoxylaceae. The coding region runs from base 57 to 281 and encodes 74 amino acids. The transcript has a single exon.
UUCCAUUACGCCUCUGCCGUGGUGUCGACGUGCGUGACCCAUCCGCUGAUACGGUUAUGCUCCUCUUACGGCGCUGCUCCAACUCGGCCUCCCGCCGUCUCAUGCCUUCGUGUAAUAUCGGAACAAGCACUGCCCAACGCGCCCGGCAUUCCUCGGCGCUCUUCCUCGUCCAUAACAUCCUCGCAACGUCGUCCCAAUGGCGCACGCCAUAUUGUUCUACCGCUUGCAUCAAAAUCCCGUCUUCGAUCUCGGACCAGCGAGGUGACUGCUGUUGCUUCUGAGGGCUGUGUUCCUCUUCGGGCAUUUUUGCAGACAUUUCUCUUGGUUUGGAAAGAAGAUAUACCCAGGUAGGGAGGUAAAUCGAUGAAUGGCUCUCGAUAGAAAUAUAUAUAGACAGAUGGGCCAGGUCACUUUCUUCCAGGGGCGCUUUUACACUCAACAAUUCUCGCCGGACCCCUCCCCACCGUUUCACUCUGCGGAGAAAAGGCGCAGAAAAAGGGACGUGAACGUGACGAUGUCGAGGUCCGAGGAGGGGGGAAACAAGCAGA